Molecule: messenger RNA, 1033 nt
Organism: Rhincodon typus (whale shark)
Lineage: Eukaryota; Metazoa; Chordata; Chondrichthyes; Orectolobiformes; Rhincodontidae
Gene: ptger4c
Product: prostaglandin E receptor 4 (subtype EP4) c
Exons: 1
Biological process (GO): cellular response to prostaglandin E stimulus; negative regulation of inflammatory response; positive regulation of cytosolic calcium ion concentration
Cellular component (GO): plasma membrane
Molecular function (GO): prostaglandin E receptor activity
Source: RefSeq, a predicted model, not a curated record
GGGAAGAGACUCAGAACAGCAGCGAGCAGAGCAGGAUAUCGCUGUAGCACAGACCGGGAGAGGGGAAAAGACCCGUGCAGCGCACAGAUUUGUCUGUGAGAUCUGCUGCUUUCACAACGCAGUGACCGCGUGUUUGCCCCCUCUCUGUGUCUGUGAUGAAGCUGGUGUCAGCUACAUCUUGCUCUGGAGGAUGCUGACCAAGACGAUGGUUGAGUCUGUGAGCCAGGCGAGCUGGGAGGAAGUCAAUAACACCUCGAUCAACGGCUUGACCAUGUCUUUAAACAUCAAGUCUAGCCAGGUAGUGACCUCAGCUAGUAUGUUCACCAUCGGGGUGGUGGGCAAUCUCAUUGCCAUCGUGGUGCUGUGUGUCUCCAAGAAAGAGCAGAAAGAGACCACUUUCUACACGUUGGUGUGCGGGCUGGCAGUGACUGAUUUACUGGGCACCUGCUGUACCAGCCCGGUGGUGAUAGCCACCUACCUAACCCAGCAAUGGCCAGGCGGGCAGCCGCUCUGCCACUUCUUCUCCUUCUCCAUGCUGUUCUUCGGCUCGGCUGGCAUGACCAUCCUGUGCACCAUGUCCAUCGAGCGCUACCUGGCCAUCAACCACGCCUUCUUCUACAGCCAAUACAUCGACAAGGCUCUGGCCAGGCUGACCCUGCUGGGAGUCUACCUGCUCAACCUGGUCUUCUGCAUCCUGCCUUCCUUCGGCUUGGGCAGCAACGUCCGGCACUUCCCCGGGACCUGGUGCUUCCUGGACUGGAGAUCGAACAGCACAGUAUCCGCCUCCUACACCUACAUCUACGGAGGCUUCAGCGCCUUCCUGAUCCUGGUGACUGUCCUGUGUAACCUGUCGGUCUGUGUCACCCUCAUCAGCAUGAGGAAGAAAGCCAUGGGGAGGAGGGACGCUGCUGCUACCGGAGGCUCCAGGGGUCGCCGCUUCCCCAAUCUGGCCGAUUCCGCCGCCGAGAUGCAAAUGUUCUGGCUCCUGGUUCUUAUGACCAUCGUCUUCCUGGUGUGCUCCAUCCCUCUGGUG